AGUUCUCAUUCGACCGUCGGCUGUUUAAGAUUAUUCUAUAGUCUCUUUAUACUCUUAAUAAUUAAAAUAUGAAACAAUUUAUUUUUGCGAUUAUUUUUACAAUUUUUAUUGCAAGCAGUCAUGCUCGUGUUAUCAAUAAAAGGCAAGUAGGGCAGCAGAACUUUGGAUUCGGACAGCCAGGCUUUGGAUUUCAGCCUCCAAAUUUUGGUGGAAUCAGACCUGGUGAAGGUAUUUUCUUCCCGGGACAGUUUCAAACACAAUUCGGUCAGAAUCCACAACAAGGACAGCAAUUUCCAAAUCAACAAGGACAGCAGUUUCCAAAUCAACAAGGUCAACAAGGGCAACAGUUUCAAGGACAGCAAGGGCAGCAGGGUCAACAAUUUACAAACCAACAAGGACAGCAAGUCCAACAACAAUCGACAACAUUAGCUCCACAAGUUCUAAGCUGUAUCGAAAGAUGCAUUGAAUCAACCUUAUCAAAUUACAAUCCAGUCUGUGGAAGUGACAAUCAGACAUACCAGAAUCAAGAGAGAUUUGACUGUGCUAACGAUUGUGGAGCUAAUCUGAGAAAAACACAGAACGGAGCCUGUCCAUCACGUAAUGCAACAACAGUCCGACCAACAAAGUAGAUUGAUUAUUUCUGAGCUAUCACACUGCAUUAAAACCAAAAUUCUUAGCAUAAUGUCAUCAUCAAAGCUUGAACUAAAGCUUUUUAAAUUUUUGAAAUAAAGAUAAAAAUAAUUUUAAG
This is a messenger RNA of Chironomus riparius, 748 nucleotides long. NCBI's taxonomy places the organism in Eukaryota, Metazoa, Arthropoda, Insecta, Diptera, Chironomidae. The record is from the annotation of a GenBank genome assembly.